This is a messenger RNA of Cyphellophora attinorum, 525 nucleotides long. Its product is annotated as D-tyrosyl-tRNA(Tyr) deacylase. The record is from RefSeq and is a predicted model, not a curated record. Gene Ontology annotation, molecular function: D-tyrosyl-tRNA(Tyr) deacylase activity. NCBI's taxonomy places the organism in Eukaryota, Fungi, Ascomycota, Eurotiomycetes, Chaetothyriales, Cyphellophoraceae. Gene Ontology annotation, biological process: tRNA metabolic process. The transcript has 2 exons. The coding region runs from base 1 to 525 and encodes 174 amino acids. Gene Ontology annotation, cellular component: cytoplasm.
AUGAAAGCCAUUCUGCAACGGGUCCUGUCAGCAUCUGUUGCCGUUGAUGGCAGCACUGUCUCAUCCAUCGGCAAGGGGGUUCUCGUGCUCGCUGCUAUCAGUCCACAUGACACCCCCAAGGACUGUGAUUCCUUGGCUGCAAAGGUUUUGAAGAUGAAGCUCUGGCCUGAUGGGAAUGGAGGGCCUUGGAAGAAGAGUGUACAGGAUAUCGACGGCGAAGUCUUAUGUGUGUCGCAAUUUACACUGUAUGCCAACACGAAAAAGGGGAAUAAACCAGAUUUUCAUGGUAGUGCUAAGCCGGAAGUUGCCAAAGAGCUGUAUCACUAUUUCGUCUCACAGGUUCAAAAGCUGUACGUCGCGGAUCGGGUCAAAGAUGGUGUCUUCCAGGCGAUGAUGCAGGUCAGUCUCGUCAAUGACGGACCUGUCACGUUGGAGAUCAGCACAGAUCCCAAGAAAUCACAAGUGGCAUCGGCAACUCCAUCGUCCAGCGGUGCGGUAACGCCAAAUCCUGAGCCGCCAGCAUGA